UUUCAGUACCAAAAGCGGUAACCCGAGCUACAUUCGGGCUUACCAUGCAGCGUUGCACAGGGCGUCCCUGCAGCGCUUACCUUGUCCUUCACUCCCGCAAUGCGUCCCCUGCAGCGUCCCCGGCCAUCUCCUCCAGCCGAUGCCGGCAUCCGGCUUCCGUGUUCCUGUCCCUGUGACGUCGGGACGUACGGGCGGCAAAUUUGAAAUUUUUUAAAAAAUGUUUUUUAAAAAAUGAUUAUUUUGUCCCGACUGCUUUGUCCUGUCCCCUGCCUGCAUUUUGACUGUUCUUUCUG
Messenger RNA from Staurois parvus, 293 nucleotides. Lineage: Eukaryota; Metazoa; Chordata; Amphibia; Anura; Ranidae. The record is from the annotation of a GenBank genome assembly.